CUGUAUCUGCUUCCCCUCUCCGCGAUGUGACUGCGCUUUGGCCUUCGGGGGAAUCUGUUUGGGGUGCUGGGCUCUGCAGGAGGGGAUUCACGCUCUUCUCCCUGUGCUGUUUUACCCAGAGGAGCGGGCUCUGGCCGUGCCGCACGCUUCACCAUGUAAACCUGCCCGGCCUCGCAGAUGCCAGCUGUCAGCACAGCCCUGGACCUGCAGAACGGUGUAUGGGAGAAUGGUAGAGAGCCCGUAAGACCAUGCUCUACACCAUGACAUGUUGGCUCCCGGUCCUGGUCCUCCACCUUGUCCUCCUGAGCCCGCUGCGGGUGGCAGCCUGCCCUGCCCGCUGCGAGUGUGCCCCGCAGAUCAAGUCGGUGGUGUGUCACCGCAAGCGGCUCACCGCCAUCCCCGAGGGCAUCCCCACCGAGACCAAGAUCCUGGAGCUCAACAAGAACCGCAUCCGCUGCCUGAACCCAGGGGACCUCUCUCCGUACCCCUUGCUGGAGGAGCUGGACUUCAGCGAGAACAUCAUCACCAACGUGGAGCCGGGCGCCUUCAGCAACCUGUUCAACCUGCAGACCCUGCGGCUGCGGGGGAACCAGCUCAAGCUUAUCCCCCCAGGGGUCUUCACCAAGCUGACCAACCUCACCCUCCUGGACAUCAGCGAGAACAAACUCGUCAUCCUUCUGGACUACAUGUUCCAGGACCUGCGGAACCUGAAGAGCCUGGAGGUGGGUGAUAACGACUUGGUGUACAUCUCCCAACGUGCUUUCUCGGGGCUGCUCGGCCUGGAGCAGCUGACCAUCGAGAAGUGCAACCUGACCUCCAUCUCGGCCGAGUCACUCUCCUACCUCCAGAACCUCGAGGUGCUGCGGCUCCGGCACCUCAGCAUCUCUGCGCUGGAGGAGCAGAACUUCAAGAAGCUCUACAACCUCCUGCAGCUGGAGAUCGACAACUGGCCGCUGCUGGAAGACAUCUCCCCCACCAGCUUCCAGGGCCUGAACCUCACCUCGCUCUCCAUCACCUACACCAACAUCACAGCCGUGCCCACCGCUGCCUUGAGGAACCUGGUAUACCUCCGCUACCUGAACCUGUCCUACAACCCCAUUAGCACUGUGCUGAAGGGCUCCUUUAAAGACCUCAUCCGGCUCCAGGAGCUGCAUAUCGUGGGCGCUCUCUUGGUGUCCGUGGAGCCGCAGGCCUUCACCGGUCUGAGACAAAUCCGGCUGCUCAACCUCUCCAGCAACUUUCUCUCCACACUGGAGGAGAGCACCUUCCACUCUGUCAACACACUGGAGACGCUGCGGGUGGACAGGAACCCCUUGGCCUGCGACUGCCGCCUCCUCUGGAUCCUACAGCGACGGAAGACGCUCAACUUUGAUGGCCAACAGCCCAUGUGUUCCACACCGCCCGAAAUCCAAGGGAACGCUCUGCGUGACUUCCCUGACUCCGUGCUCUUCGAGUACUUCACCUGCCAGAAGCCCAAGAUCAGGGAUCGGAAGCUGCAGCACGUGACAGCCCGCGAAGGGCAAUCCGUGUCCUUCCUGUGCCGGGCAGACGGGGAGCCGGAGCCCUCCAUCGUCUGGGUGUCCCCUCAGCACCGCAUGAUCACCACGCGCAGCACAGGACGAGCAAUUGUGCUGCCGGGGGGCACCCUGGAGAUCCGCUUUGCCCAAGUGCAGGACAGCGGCACCUACAUCUGCAUUGCCAGCAACGCGGGGGGCAACGAUACCUAUUUUGCCACUCUGACAGUCAAGGGACACCCAACCGACGGCUCCUCCUACGCCAACCGGACUUUGUACCUCAAUGAGUUCAACGACACCUACCACAACGACACGCAGGUCUUCUUGAAGUUCACUCUGGAUCUCAAGACCAUCCUGGUGUCCACGGCCAUGGGCUGCAUCACCUUCCUCGGCGUGGUCCUCUUCUGCUUCCUGCUCCUCUUCGUUUGGAGCCGGGGCCGAGGGCAGCACAAGAACAAUUUUUCCGUGGAGUACUCCUUCAGGAAGGUGGACGGACCCACCACCACCACAGGCCAAGGAGGAGCCAGGAAGUUCAACAUGAAGAUGAUCUGAUCAUCUCCAAAGGAAAACCAUUGGCUGCGGCCCGGCCCCAGGCACGACUGUGGCACAAUGGGGCCGGGGGGCACAGGGGCAUCAGCGAUGUCCUGGGGCAUUAACAGGGCCAGCACCAUGGUCAGGGACCGAGGGCAGUUGGACUAGAAGAUCUUGGAGGUCUUUUCCGACCUUGAUGAUUCUGUGGUUGGAUGACCCAGCUGGCCCCAGCCCCGCGGUGACCCCACAAGUGGCCCAGGGGCCAUCCCAGCUCCCGAUGUAGCUGAAGUUUCUGCUACCAACUAUGCAUUUCUCAAUGAGAUCAGCAGCGUUUCGGCCUGGGAAACAAACAAACAAACAACCCUGUUUCCUUCCCCCCCUCCCUUUUCCCUUUUUAUGGUUUUUUUGUUGUUUUUAAGAGACUUAAGAAAACUUUCUCGGUGUCGUUUAUGGUUGUUCUCUUCUUUUUUUCUUUUUUUUUCCUCCGACACUUUCUUAAAAUGAAUUUCCAAAAGAAAAGUCUUCCAGUGCAACACAGGACCGGGGAGCAGCACUGGGGUAUCCCAAACCACUCCCUCUGGGCACAGCCGGACCCCGAGGCACAGCCACGCUAUGGGACCUUCACCUGGGUGACUCCAGCACAGGGCAGCUCAACCGUGCGGGCUGGGGGUGCUACUGCACAAGCAAUAAUGAUCCACACCUGCAGAGGUCGGUGCUGGGGCGUGAGCAGAAAGAAGUGGAAAAAUGAGGCAACAGGCAUUAAAAUUUGGAGGAGCAGCCCUGCAGUGAGGCUGUAGCCGGGGUUGGGGUUGACCUGUUGACAGCUGCAGGGUGGUGGGGUUGUUCUCCUAUGAGUGCAAAAAGCAGCUUUGGGUGAAUGCAGGGCAUUUUCUUCAGCUUGCAAAUUGAAGGCUGCAGGACAGAAGGAGCUGGUUCAUUCUACAUGGGGAAGGCAAAAAGAAAAAAAAGACAGGAGAGAAGAAAAAAAAGGAUCUGGAGCUGAGGAACCGAUGGGAAAAGCAACCCCAGAGAGAAAGUCCUGGAUGCUGCUGCUGCAGCUGAAAGGGGCAGGAAGGUCCUGGCUGUGUGUGCGCACAUGUGUGUGCAUGUGCAGAGCGUGGGUGCAUGCACAGCACCCAUGCAGGUUCCUCCACUGCUCAUUUCCCCACUUCCCAUUGCAGCCAUGCUCCAGCAGCUCCUGUUCACCAUUGGGAGCCCCCAUGGAGGACAACAGGGCAGUGACGCACUGGCUCCCACCGUGCUGGGGAUGGCACGGUCAGUCUGAGUGCUCCAGUCCCACUUCUUCCUCUCACCCUUUUCCGCACUCUUCUCAUCCUCAGAUCCCACAUCCCUCCGUGGUGCGGACUCACUGCCAGGGGGACAGUCCCCAGCGUCAUGAUCCUUGUCCUGUUGGCUCUUCCGCCUCUGCUUGGCCUCGGGUUGUAAUUUUGGGCUGAGAAAAGGAGCAGUGGAGAGGACAGCCUGGGUGGGAGGUGGGCACAGAGGGGCCAUCCCCCUCCCCAUUCCUGUGGGCACAUCCCACGGGGUGUCCCUUCUCCCUGGGGACAUGCCCAAGAUCCCAACUCCUGCUGGAGUUAUGGAAUCCCCUAGCCUCUGGGGCUGUGUUUUGGACACAAAGCCCCCCAGGCUGCUCCUACACCUUUCCCUGACCGUGUUUUGGGGGUGCGGGGGGGGACACCCAUCUCACCCUGUCAUCCUUCCAUGGGUCCCAUCGCAUGCCGGGUGCCCCCGUGCUCCGCGCACUGUGCAUGCCGCCUCGUGUUGGGGUCCCCCCCGUGUCACCCCGCUCGGUGUCGGGGUUGAUUUUUACCUGGGAGGGGGGGGAGGAGGAGUCGGGCACAAAUCCUUGCAGCCGGGAACCUCCUGCCAUGUGCAAAGGAAGGUUUGGGCGGUGCAGACCUGCGCAGUUUUAUAUGUGAUGAGCAUGUGAAAUAUAUAUUUUUGGGAGGGGAAGGAAA
Molecule: messenger RNA, 4024 nt
Organism: Numida meleagris (helmeted guineafowl)
Lineage: Eukaryota; Metazoa; Chordata; Aves; Galliformes; Numididae
Gene: LINGO3
Product: leucine rich repeat and Ig domain containing 3
Exons: 2
Coding region: 249-2066 (605 amino acids)
Molecular function (GO): protein binding
Source: RefSeq, a predicted model, not a curated record